Phytophthora sojae is the source of this 360-nucleotide messenger RNA. RefSeq lists its product as hypothetical. NCBI's taxonomy places the organism in Eukaryota, Oomycota, Peronosporomycetes, Peronosporales, Peronosporaceae. The transcript is spliced from 2 exons. Bases 1 to 360 code for a protein of 119 amino acids. The record is from RefSeq and is a predicted model, not a curated record.
AUGGACCUGCUCGGGCAUGGCGACGUGAGCGAGGAGUACGAGGUAGUGUGUGGGCUUCUGGGCCUGACGUCGGAGACGCUGUCGUUGGUGCUGGCGUUCCUGUUGUGCUUGGAGACGGCGUACGCAAUGACCGAGUUGGUGCUGACCGAGCUGUUGUUACAGGCUGCUGUGCCUGUUGCUGGCCCAGCCAAGUCAGCGUGGAUGAAGUUGCUAUCUAUCUACUCGGCUACCAUUGCUGAUGGCGCCGUACGUGCCAGCGGGUUCUUUUUCUCGCAUGUCCUGCGCGUCAGGUUCGGUGUAUUCCUUGUGAGGACGCUCUCGCUGGCUGAGGGCCAGGUGGGCGACGUGAGCGAGGUGUAG